GCAAGGUGUGUUAUAAAAACACAGACACGUUAUUUUUAUUAUUCAUUGUUGAUUGCGAAGUCACUGUUGGGGAUCUCAGAAAAUAUCACACCAGCGCUUAUCACUCCUUAUUUGAACGCAACACAUUCAUGGCUCGUGAGCUGUUUUAACGAUCUCAAGUAUAUACAAUGAACAAUGGAAAGACCGAGAGUUAUGGCCACGAGCACCGGAACUACUCUAGCUGCUAACAUUACAAAAAUGUCSACCAAUACAGCUAACAAGCAAGUCUCUAGUGGUGGUUUCGAAUCAACAAAGAUCACAUUUUACUUUGUCAUCUUAUUUUGCAGUACGUUUGGGAACGGAAUGCUGGUCUAUAUUAUUAGUUCGACAAGAAAAAUGAGAACCGCUACGAACUACCUCAUUCUUAACCUUGCGAUUUGCGACUUUUUAACUCCUAUUCUAAGUAUUCCAUUUGACUUUGCUUUGGAGGAAAACAACCAUCAAUGGAUGUACGGGGUAUUUAUGUGCAAGUUUCUUUCUCCUGCCGCCACCUUUACAGUUACAUCGUCUGCUUUGAAUCUUGCUAUAAUAUCACUUGAUAGAUACAGAAAUAUCAUGCAUCCUUACAAACCUCGAUUGACAUCCAARCAAAUUACUUGUUCUAUUUGCGGACUAUACUGUGUUUCGGCUCUGUGCGUGGCACCUUACAUCUACGUUCUGCGUCUUAAGGGUGAGAGUUGUCUGGAGGUCUGGGGACAUUUUCUCUAUCGGCAAAUUUAUACUUUAUUCUUGUUCCUGGUACAAUACGCUUUGCCUUUAGUUUUUAUGGCAGUAAUGUACAGCCUUGCGUUAUUCCAUUUGUAUCACUCUUCAGGGAGGACCCAAAAAAUGCGCUUACAAAAAAAACAGCAUGAGUUCAAACGGUCCGACGGUUGUAUUGAAGGAACAUGUGAAAAACCUCGACCUUUAUUGCGUUCGCUUAGCAUUCGCUCUACUUCGAUAUUACGUGCUCAUACCAAAGCUAACAAGCGGGCAACAAAGAUGUUUUUGACAGUGGUUACUGUAUUCACCAUUUUUAUGCUUCCCAAUCAAGUUGUUUGGCUUUGGUCGGAUUUCGGUGGAGGUCUACAAAGUAACUCUUUUAACAAAACGGUUAUAAUAUGCUGGCUUUUCACUUACGCAAACUGCGUCAGCAAUCCUAUUAUUUUUGCUGUUUUUAGCAAUGACUUUCGCUAUGGAUUUCUUAAAGUAUUUCACAGGUCUUCAUACAAAAACUAUUUUGAUUCCAAUAGCGUAAUYGAGAGAAGAAAUUCCGCCGCAAUCCGAAUAAAAGAUAACGAUAAUAAUACUGGAGUAACUCAUGUCACAGACCUUUCAGAUAGGACAGCUGUAAAACCACCUAAAAGAUAUUUCAAACGUACCACCUACUGCUAGUCAAACACUUUUCAAUUUUCUCCAUAGGAAAUUUAUACUUUUUGAAUUAAUGCGUUAAAUAUAGAAUUUGAUGUACAUAUUUAAAAAAAUGAAAACAAAACGAAACGGUGACGAAACGGUAUAAU
Exaiptasia diaphana is the source of this 1538-nucleotide messenger RNA. RefSeq names its product orexin receptor type 1-like. Gene Ontology annotation, molecular function: G protein-coupled receptor activity. Gene Ontology annotation, biological process: G protein-coupled receptor signaling pathway. The coding region runs from base 175 to 1413 and encodes 412 amino acids. The transcript has a single exon. Gene Ontology annotation, cellular component: membrane. Lineage: Eukaryota; Metazoa; Cnidaria; Anthozoa; Actiniaria; Aiptasiidae. The record is from RefSeq and is a predicted model, not a curated record.